This is a messenger RNA of Racocetra fulgida, 317 nucleotides long. NCBI's taxonomy places the organism in Eukaryota, Fungi, Glomeromycota, Glomeromycetes, Diversisporales, Gigasporaceae. The record is from the annotation of a GenBank genome assembly.
AUGCAGAAGGAGGAAUUAGUCUUGAAGCGUCCAUUUGCUACCUACGUGGGGUUGCGUACUCUCAACAGCCUAUUUUGUCAAAAUGAAUUACAUCUCAAUGCUGAAAAAGAAAUUCAAGAAGCGCGAUCAGAAUUAGAAACCAAAUUUCGACUAUCAAACAAUGCAGAUAUAUUAUUAAGUCGUGCAGAUGAAUUAUAUACUCAAUGUCGAUUCAAAGAAUGCCUCGAAGUCACAACUAAUAUACAAAGUUUCCUUUACAAAGUAACUAUCAAAAUAGUAGAUCUUAUUUCAGAAACACAUCAAACUACCGAUUAUGU